AUGGUCAUCAACUUGACUGUUCUUGAUGCACUUCCUUCUACUAUGACAGUGCUUAUCUCGGCUGACCAGCCCUCACAAUCACCAUCAGAGAAUCUGUCUCCACCAGUCAUCAACUUGACUGUUCUUGAUGCACUUCCUUCUACUAUGACAGUGCCUUCCUCGAUUGCCCAGCCUUCACAAUCACCAUCAGAGAAUCCGUCUCCACCAGUCAUCAACUUGACUGUUCUUGAUGCACUUCCUUCUACUAUGACAGUGCCUUCCUCGAUUGCCCAGCCCUCACAAUCACCAUCAGAGAAUCUGUCUCCACCAGUGCCUUCCCCGGUUGCCCAACCCCCACAAUCACCAUCAGAGAAUCCGUCUCCACCAGUCAUCAACUUGAUUGUUCUUGAUGCACUUCCUUCUACUAUGACAGUGCCUUCCUUGGUUGCCCAGCCCCCACAAUCACCAUCAGAGAAUCCGUCUCCACCAGGUUCAAAGCGCAAUUUGACUAUUAAAGUUGCUAUAGGCAUUUCCACAGUUGUGGUUGGGAUUAUAUUAAUCUCAAUUGUGGCUUUCUACAAAUUUAAGAGAGAAUGCUUAUCAUGCGGGCAAUGGUUUUAUGGAAGAAAGACCAGAAAUGAGCAAAAUGUCGAGGCUUUUAUAAGGAAUUAUGGAUCUUUUGCCCCAAAGCGAUAUAGUUAUUCGUUUUUGAAGAAAGUGACAAACUCAUUCAAAAAUAAAAUAGGCCAAGGAGGAUAUGGUGUUGUGUACAAGGGAGUGCUACCUGAUGGUCAUCUAGUGGCAGUGAAAGUACUAAGUGAGUCCAAGGGUAAUGGAGAAGAAUUCAUUAAUGAGAUUGCCAGCAUUAGUAGAACUUCCCACGUUAAUGUAGUCACUCUUCUGGGUUUCUGUUAUGAGAAGAAAAAAAGAGCAUUGAUUUAUGAAUAUAUGUCCAACGGAUCAUUGGAUAAGUUCAUAUAUACUCGACGAUUGUCAAGUGAAAACGGUCCACUGAAAUGGAAAACACGCAAUGAAAUUGUAAUAGGCAUUGCUCGAGGAUUAGAAUACUUACAUCGUGGCUGUAACACAAGGAUUCUGCAUUUUGACAUAAAACCUCACAACAUUCUCUUAGAUGAUAAUUUAUGUCCCAAAAUCUCUGAUUUCGGCCUUGCUAAACUGUGUGAAAGGAAAGAUAGUGUUGUAUCAACAAUGAAUGCUAGAGGGACUGCUGGAUAUAUUGCUCCUGAAGUGCAUUGUAGAAACAUUGGCAGAGUAUCUCACAAGUCUGAUGUGUAUAGCUAUGGAAUGAUGGUUCUUGAAAUAGUAGCAGGAAGAAAGAAUAUCGAUGUUGAAAUGUCUCACACCAGUGAAAUAUAUUUUCCACAUUAUGUUUAUGAGCAUCUUGAAGGAGGUAAGGAUUUAAGAUUGGAUGGGAUUACAAAUGAAGAGGAAGAAGAAAUUGCAAGGAAGAUGAUUUUAAUAAGUUUGUGGUGCAUUCAGACCAUUCCAUCAAACCGACCACCAAUGACUAAGGUAGUAGAAAUGCUAGAAGGUAGCCUUCAGUCCUUGCCAAUGCCACCCAAUCCCUCCUUGUCUUCUCCUACUAGAUCACCUUAACAUCCCACUACAAAACGAUCAUCACAAUUAUUGCAAUAUAGUCUGAGCAGCUGUUAUCUACCAAAGUUGAAUUAAUUGAAAUUCCAGAAUUCACAAUGGAGAGAUUUGAUCUGAAUCUGGUAUGGCGCAAAUGUGCAAUUUAUUGUGCAUGAUGUUAGA
Quercus lobata is the source of this 1755-nucleotide messenger RNA. RefSeq names its product PR5-like receptor kinase. NCBI's taxonomy places the organism in Eukaryota, Viridiplantae, Streptophyta, Magnoliopsida, Fagales, Fagaceae. The record is from RefSeq and is a predicted model, not a curated record. Bases 1 to 1596 code for a protein of 531 amino acids. The transcript has 7 exons. Gene Ontology annotation, molecular function: protein kinase activity; ATP binding. Gene Ontology annotation, biological process: protein phosphorylation.